Medicago truncatula (barrel medic) is the source of this 1483-nucleotide messenger RNA. RefSeq names its product origin of replication complex subunit 2. Gene Ontology annotation, cellular component: nucleus; nuclear origin of replication recognition complex. The transcript is spliced from 6 exons. The record is from RefSeq and is a predicted model, not a curated record. Gene Ontology annotation, biological process: DNA replication. Bases 117 to 1202 code for a protein of 361 amino acids. NCBI's taxonomy places the organism in Eukaryota, Viridiplantae, Streptophyta, Magnoliopsida, Fabales, Fabaceae. Gene Ontology annotation, molecular function: DNA replication origin binding.
CCCGAUAAUAAAAUGGCGGGAAAAUCAUACACAUUAAUAACCUCACCUCUCUAAAUCCGCAACCGCAACCGCACCCUUGCCGGAGCAUCGUUGUCAGUGGCGAAAAUUUUCGAAAGAUGAACGACAACGAGAAUUGGGAAGAGGAAGAAGAAGAAGAAGAGGAUUUAGAAUUCUCAAGAAACUAUUUUCUAGCAAAGGAAUUAACAUCUUCAGUGAAGAAAUCGAAACACAAGAUUACCGAUAUUGAUGUUGUUGAUGAACAGGAACUUAGGGAAGCUUCGUUGCAUAUUCAACCGAAACAUGAAAAAGAAAUUGCGGUUUUAAUUGAUUCGUAUGCUGCUGUUUAUCCUGAAUGGCUUCUCUCCCUGAGAUGUGGCUUUGCCCUUCUGAUGUAUGGCUUUGGAUCUAAGAAGGCUUUGAUUGAAGACUUUGCUUCGAAGACAUUGACCGAAUAUUCUGUAGUUGUCAUUAAUGGGUAUCUUCAGACCAUUAACUUAAAACAGGUUCUGAUAGCUUUGGCUGAACUUCUAUGUGAUCAAGUGAAAGCUAAACGCAAGGUUUCCGGCCGGCAGCCAUCCAGUACUCAAUCUAUAGAAGAUCUUCUUACAUUGUUGUAUGAAGUGGAAGUAGAGGACAGCGAUUCUUUCGUUUGUGUAGUAAUUCACAAUAUUGAUGGACCAGGAUUAAGGGACUCUGAAACCCAACAAUAUCUCGCUCGUCUGGCCUCUUGUACCCAUAUUCGUAUUGUUGCCUCCAUUGACCAUGUCAAUGCUCCCCUUUUUUGGGACAAGAAUAUGGCUCACACACAGUUCAAUUGGUGCUGGCAUCAUGUUCCUACAUUUUCCCCAUACAAGAUUGAAGGCAUGUUUUAUCCUCUGAUUCUUGCACACGGCAGUGCCAGCCAAAGUGUCAAAACAGCUGCAAUAGUUUUGCAAAGUUUGACACCCAAUGCCCAGAGUGUAUUCAAAGUUCUUGCUGAAUAUCAAAUUUCUCAUCCUGAUGAAGGAAUGCCAAUCAGUGAUCUCUACUCAGUCUGCCGUGAACGUUUCCUUGUUAGCAGCCAGGUUACCCUGAAUUCUCAUUUGACGGAAUUUAAAGACCACGAGCUGGUCAAGACCAAGAGGCAUUCGGACGGUCAAGAUUGCUUGCACAUCCCUCUGACAACGGAAGCACUUCAAAAAGUUCUACUCGAGAUCAGUUAGUAAUGGGAAUUAUGAAUUAUGAUUCCAAUGAAAACGUACUGGGGCAAACUAAUUAGUUUAUAGUCAGUUUCCAAAAUUGUAUGAUAGGCAUAUUCAGAUAUUGAAUGGAAUUCAAAUUAUCUGAAGCUCAUUCCUGACAGGAGACUAAAUAUUUGUAUUUUCAGGCUUGUUUUAUGAAGAAAAUUUUAGUCAUUUCGAUCAGUUUUUGUUGUUGCUCUGAGAAAAUGUUUUGACCAUUUCUGAUUUGUUAAAGAUGCGACUGAACCAGCUGCUACGUCGUC